AUGUGGGCGGGUGCGUGUGUAUGGGUAUAUGUUGGUGAGUGUGUUUGGAUGAUGCAUUCAUUUAUCAUCUUUUUACUGUAUAUAAUUUCCGCUAUCUAUGCUGAUUCAAUGUACAUUGCACGUGAAAGCAAUUCUAAACUAAAAACACGAAACUAUACAACAAAGAUGAAAGCAGUAGCAGUAUUGCGUAGUGACACCGUUAAUGGAACCAUUUUCUUUCAACAGGAUAAUAAAAGUUCACCAGUAAUGAUUAAUGGAAAAAUUAGUGGUUUAACGCCUGGUUUGCAUGGUUUUCAUAUUCAUCAGUAUGGUGACAUGACAAACGGUUGCAUAUCUGCCGGUGCACAUUUCAAUCCGUUCGGUAAAACUCAUAGCGGUCCAACCGAUCAAGUAAAACAUAUUGGUGAUCUUGGAAAUAUUAAAGCUGGAGCUGAUGGCAUUGCUCAUAUUAAUAUUAGCAGUAAUUACAUAAAGUUAUCAGGUCCAAUUUCAAUAAUUGGACGUUCACUUGUGGUGCAUGCGAUGGAAGAUGAUUUAGGUAAAGGAAUUGGUGAUAAAAGGGAAGAAAGUUUGAAAACUGGUAAUGCUGGUAGCCGUGUUACAUGCGGUAUUAUUGGCAUUGCUGAUUCAAUUUAA
Acanthocheilonema viteae is the source of this 636-nucleotide messenger RNA. The record is from the annotation of a GenBank genome assembly. NCBI's taxonomy places the organism in Eukaryota, Metazoa, Nematoda, Chromadorea, Rhabditida, Onchocercidae.